AUGGACUGUCACGUUUAGGGUUGACUGUGAAUAAACGGCUGUGACCAGACAAAUUGGACUUAUCUUGUCAGCGACAUCCACCACUAAUAUAGGUAUAGGAGGUCACCUUUAUAUGUUCAAAAUUAUAAAAUGGAUCUACCACCUGUUGCUAAAAAGGAUGAUGUGGUCGGGAAAAAAGAACUGGAUGGGAAUUAUAUAUAUGGUCGCUGGGGACCCUAUCAAGCAUUUCAGGCCGCUUUUGCCCUAUUCCAUAUAUGGCAAACAGGUUUUCAGCUUUUAAUUGGAGUUUUCAUUGCUUACAGACCAGGGUUCCAAUGUGCAGCUUCGGAGUUUGACAAUCAGUCUCUUACAAAUAGUUCUAUGUACAUGACAUACGAAAAAUGUCACCUACAAAUAUACCACAAUGACUCGAAUAUACAUGAUCCAAAACUAAUGGCCACAACAAAGUGUCCAAAUGGGUAUCAAUACACGUUAGAAAAAGACAGCACUAUUGUCACAGAGUUUGAUCUUGUCUGCGACCGAGCAAAUUUAGCAGAACUUCUUCAGACAUUAGUGAUGGCGGGACAACUGGUAGGAGCAGCUUGUGCCUCAUCCCUUAGCGACAGAGUAGGAAGGAAGACCGUCCAUCUUGGCUCUAACCUUUUGACCUUGAUAUUGGGAAUUUCCGUGGCCUUUGCGUCAAAUUAUGCAACACUGGCAGUCAUGAAAUUUGUUCUUGGCGUUUUGCAACAGGGAAUGGUCAUGUCCGGUGUUGUCUUUACGCUAGAACUCUUCCCAGAACAGGGUCGCUUCUACAGUGAAGUGAUAGGCUCCUGUGUCUGGAGCACAGGUCUGAUUAUAAUGUCUGCCAUUGCUUAUCUAUUGCAGAACUACUCCUGGAGAUAUCUUCAAAUUACACUUACCUGUUUUUCAGUUUUGAGUUUGUUCCAAUAUUGGAUUCAAGACGAAUCAUUACGAUGGCUUGUUGCCAACGGGAAAAAGAAAGAGGUGGAAAGAAUAGUACGAAAGGUUGCCAAAUGGAACAAACUUGAUUAUGAGGAUCUCAAGAAGAAUGUUAAAAAGAAAAUGGCAUUAAGGAAUAAGGAAAAAGAAGAAACAGACAAAACGUUGCUGGGCGAACAGCAACAGCUCCAUGUUGUUGAAAAAUACUCCAUUAUUACCAUCCUUAGAAACAAAUCUGUACUCAUCAUUUCCCUCCUGAUGUGUUUCACAUGGGUGACUAACACACUGACAUACUUUGGGCUGACACUCACAGCUACGUCUUUGGCGGGAAAUCGUUUCCUUAACUUUUUCUUCAUGUCCUGUGUAGAAUACAUUUCACUUAUCCUGGAGUACAGCAUGCUACGCCGGUUUGGUAGAAGAACUACCACAAUUUUUUUCCAUUCUCUAACUGGAACAUCAUUGGCUCUUGCCACCCUGUUGAAAUACUUUUCAGAUGGAGAUGGAACGCUCAUACUACUAUCAGUUUUGGCGACCUUUGCCGGGAAGAUGUCUGUGACCGGAUCAUUUAGUGUGCUAUUUCUCUUUACUCCUGAACUUUUUCCCACAAAUCUUAGGAAUGUCGGUAUAGGUAUGUGUUCAACAUUCUCUAGGAUUGGUGCCAUGAUAUCGCCUUUCGCUGGAACUUUGGCACGAGCUGUACCUUGGGCCCCGGGAACCAUUUUUGCUCUGAUGUGUUUUAUUGUCACAAUUAUUGCCUUGUAUUUACCGGAAACACGUGGAAUGGAUUUACCUCAGACUCUGGAUGAAGUAAAAAGAUGGUACGCAGAAAACAGUGGACUUCGCCUGCGUAAAAGUCGGAAGAAAGAAAGCAAUGUUUAUGAAGACUUUGCUGUUCCUCUAGCAGUGGCAUCCAAAGACCAAAUGGAAAUUUAGAAAGGAAAAAUUCUUCAUGUGAUACAAUAGAACCAUGUCAAAAUGUAUCUAAAAUUUCAGGAUUGGCAUUUCUACUUUUCUUACUUUCUGAAAAAAUUUCCAGAGGUAUCUUUAACCGGGGUUUCCACAGAAAGAAAUCCGGUUAUUGAAAUUGUGAAAAUGACUGGCGGCUGCCAAAAGGGUGGAUAACUACAACAGUUUUCAAGAUAAAAACUUUUUCACAGAUACGUGUAUCAUAGAUGUGCAAAGUAAAAGUACUAGAAUUUAGA
This is a messenger RNA of Saccostrea echinata, 2144 nucleotides long. Its product is annotated as organic anion transporter 3-like. NCBI's taxonomy places the organism in Eukaryota, Metazoa, Mollusca, Bivalvia, Ostreida, Ostreidae. The coding region runs from base 130 to 1875 and encodes 581 amino acids. Gene Ontology annotation, cellular component: membrane. The transcript is spliced from 11 exons. The record is from RefSeq and is a predicted model, not a curated record. Gene Ontology annotation, molecular function: transmembrane transporter activity. Gene Ontology annotation, biological process: transmembrane transport.